Molecule: messenger RNA, 1670 nt
Organism: Olea europaea var. sylvestris
Lineage: Eukaryota; Viridiplantae; Streptophyta; Magnoliopsida; Lamiales; Oleaceae
Exons: 14
Coding region: 125-1315 (396 amino acids)
Cellular component (GO): mitochondrion
Molecular function (GO): protein-arginine omega-N symmetric methyltransferase activity
Source: RefSeq, a predicted model, not a curated record
CAUAGAUCAAGGACUUAACCACAACUUUCUCCCAUUUCUUGCUCGUGUCAUUCACUUUUUACGAAUUGGAGGUGAAAUUUUGAAGACUGUAGAAACAGUCGAGGAAAAGCUCAACAGUACGAAAAUGGCCGCUCGUUCAGUCUGCUGCCCCAAACGUUUUUCAUCUCUAUUACUCUCUCCCAAAGUGACUCCAUUUGCUCCAGCUUACUUUUCCACACAAAUUGGUUGUGACUCCCCGGUUCUGGUUAGGGAUUUUAUUCACGCAGCUUUGUAUGAUUCAAAACAUGGGUAUUUUUCUAGUAGAUCAGGCUCAGUUGGGGUGCUUGAGAGAAGCAUUAAGUUUAAUCAGCUCGAAGGACGUAAAGCUUAUAUGCAACACCUAGAUAAAAUCUACAAGCAAAGUGAUAUCUCAUGGUUUACUCCAGUUGAGCUCUUUAAGCCUUGGUAUGCUCAUGGAAUUGCUGAAGCAAUCAUGCGGACUACGAACCUCUCUGUUCCGUUAAAAAUAUAUGAGAUUGGAGGUGGAUCAGGAACUUGUGCAAAGGGUGUAAUGGAUUACAUAAAACUGAACGCACCAACAAGAGUUUAUGAUAAUAUGAGUUACAUUUCAGUAGAAAUCAGUCCUUCACUAGCCAAAAAGCAACAAGAAACUGUUGGAGAAGUAAAUAGUCACUUGGCAAAGUUUAGAGUAGAGUGCCGUGAUGCUGCUGACCCAAAUGGGUGGGGGAUCGAGCAACAACCUUGCUGGGUCAUAAUGUUAGAGUUACUUGAUAAUCUUCCACAUGAUCUGAUCUUUUCUGAAAAUCAAGUUUCACCUUGGAUGGAAGUGUGGGUUGAAAAGCAACAUGACAGAAACGUGACUCUUGGCCUUGUCAAAGCAUGUAGACAUCCUUCGAAAUGUGGCAGAUUUAUAAGAAAAGCUCACUUUUAUCUAACUAAAGAAAGCAAAUUGGAUCUGCAUGAUGGUAUAUGCAGUUCAUUAACCUUUUUGCUUAUUCAUUUGCAGAAAGACGGCAAUAGUUCAGAUUACAACACUUAUCUGGAUGCAAAGGGUGAUGCUGAUAUCUUUUUCCCUACAGAUUUCUGGCUUCUGGAACGCAUGGAUCAUUAUUGUUCUAGACAGUUGAAGCCAAACCAACAUAAAUCGUUGAAGAAGGGAAAGAAGAGACGGACAAUUACGCUUGACACGUCAUCUUUUAUGGAAGAAUUCGGCCUUCCCUCCAAGACAAGAACCAAAGAUGGAUACAACCCCUUGUUGGAUGAUUUCAAUAACACUAAAUUUUAUCUGAGUGUUCCAACACAUAAUGUCAAAUAGAAAUCUAGCAGAUUGAAGAGACCCAGGGAUUGAGACUGGAUACAACACCACUUUUGUGCUUGAAGAUAGAAGAAAAAUUAGAUCUUGCUAUAUUCUGGAUGCUAUAUGGGAGAGACACGCAUCUCUGGGAUGCCAACAUAAGAAGCCAUUCUUCUGGUUUGCAUUUAUUCAACAUAGGAAAUUGAACAUGGCGCCCCUGUUUGAACGUGGCCCUGUUCAAGCAGAAUCCAUUUUUAUUUAUUUGUUUCAGUGAAGUUAUAACUAUUGUUAUAUUUUAGUAUUAAAAAUUACAAUUUGCCCUGCGAUCCUAUAAAACUACACCGAUAUAAUGAAAAAUGCAUCUUGCACGCAUAAA